Messenger RNA from Priapulus caudatus, 1804 nucleotides. RefSeq names its product transcription factor HES-1-like. Gene Ontology annotation, biological process: anterior/posterior pattern specification; regulation of transcription by RNA polymerase II; regulation of neurogenesis. Gene Ontology annotation, cellular component: nucleus. The transcript has 2 exons. Bases 1 to 993 code for a protein of 330 amino acids. Lineage: Eukaryota; Metazoa; Priapulida; Priapulimorpha; Priapulimorphida; Priapulidae. The record is from RefSeq and is a predicted model, not a curated record. Gene Ontology annotation, molecular function: DNA-binding transcription factor activity, RNA polymerase II-specific; protein dimerization activity; RNA polymerase II cis-regulatory region sequence-specific DNA binding.
AUGCAGGAAGAUAGUCUACAGGACGUGAAGCCGUCGGCUGCACUCGUGACGUCGGUCGGAAAGUCGGCGACGAAACCGGAUAGAAAGACGUCGCGACACUCCAAGCUGGAAAAAGCCGACAUUCUGGAGAUGACCGUCAAAUACCUGCAGACGCUGCAGCGCCAGCAGAUGGCAGCAGCGGCGUCCGACGACCCGUCCGUGCUGGGCCGCUAUCGGGCCGGAUUCAGCGAGUGCACGCAGGAGGUGACGAGGUACGUCAACAAUGUCAACGGCAUUGACAACUCCGUCAAGCUUCGACUGCUCGACCACCUGGCGCGCAGCAUGACGCAGCGGCCCGACGCAACCGCUGCAGCUGCCGCGCAGACGCAACACGCCAACAUACUGCCGGCGACCGCCGCGCCACCUGCCUUCACCGUCGCGACGACGGCCGCCGGAGAUGCGACCGGAAACGCGAUUGCGCAGGCCGUGCAGUCGAUCCGCGGCGGCGUCGGCGGCGGAUACGUGUUUCCGGCUGACUUUCCGGCGGGCGCGCUUGCCGUGCAGCCGUUGCCAGGCAACGGAGCGCCGCACGUCGUGGCGCCGGCCGACGUCAACAACAAUAACGUCGGCGGCGGCGGCGGCGCUGCAGGAGCGCGGAUUUUCGGAGGGCUGCAGGUGAUACCCGGUCGUCUGCCGAGCGGGGAGCUGGCGUUCGUGUUGCCAGGCAACGUCGCCGGUCAGCUGGUGCCGCUCUACGCCGGUGCGGCGAUGACCCUCAACUCGUUCACGUCGGUGCCGUCAGGUGGCGCCACGCCGCGCGAGCUCAGCUUGCAGUACACGUCGCCGGUGACGUCGCCGAACAACACGUGCGCUGCGUCGCCCAGCACGUCGUCGUCGUCGUCGUCGUCGUCGUUGUCGUCGUCGUCACGGGCGACGCCGCCGACGUCGCCGACGCUGGCGAACGACAACGGCGACCCCGUGAAGACGGACGACGACGUGUGGCGACCGUGGUAGUGACGUCACGCGUGACGUCGGCCUAACUAUUGCAAUAUAAAUGCCUUUUUUCAUAAUUACGUAGCGGUACUAUAGUAAUGGGCGGGGUAUCAUCAUAGAGAGAGGGAGAGACAGAACGAGAGAGAGAGGAGGGAGCGAGAGAGAGAAAGAAAAAGAGACGGAGAUCGAUAGAUGAGUGAGAGAGAGAGAAAGAGACGGAGAGCGACAGAGUGUGUGUGAGUGAGAAAGAGCGCGCGCGCGAGAAAGAGAAAGAGAGAGAGAGAGAGAGCGCCCGCGAGAGAGAGAUCUAUACAGAGAACGACUGUUGCACGUUAUUGACACCUCAUGCCGUUAUCACGACAGUAUCAAUGUAUGUAUCCGACUCCUGGCUACUUAGCGAAGGAUCGCGCAGGCUAAUUCAAAACAGAUCAUCAUAAUAAUUUUAAGGUUACUGUCCGUCCUAGGAUGUCAAGGAUUUAGUAGGUCUUCCGUAUUAAAGUUUUCUCUUUCACAACGAGUGGUAAAGCUGUUUUGACUACUACGAGUUGAAGUGCAGAAGUACUGUUUCCUACUUGUUUCGGUUGCUCGUUUCUAUGCAUAUACAGCUGUAUAUAGCAUCACAGACGAUUAUCAUGCCUCGGCCAAAUGUACAUAACUGUUUAUAUCUCAUGAAUGUUGAUGAUUUUCCAUAAUUCACAAUGACAUUUUCUCGACACGUUGUGAUAUGCACGUAGUUUGCGAUCGAAUAGAAUGUUGUGAUAUCAUUAUUAUAUAUUCUCGUAUUUUUUAUCGCCGAUUGUGUGAAUAAAUAUAUAUAUUCUUCUUGAAAAAA